Messenger RNA from Teleopsis dalmanni, 2580 nucleotides. Its product is annotated as patj homolog. NCBI's taxonomy places the organism in Eukaryota, Metazoa, Arthropoda, Insecta, Diptera, Diopsidae. Bases 91 to 2472 code for a protein of 793 amino acids. The record is from RefSeq and is a predicted model, not a curated record. The transcript has 2 exons. Gene Ontology annotation, molecular function: protein binding.
UGCUGCUGUUGCUGACGCUGCUGUUACUAAUGUUGCUGCUGCUGUUGGUGCUGCCUUGAAACGACGUCACACAUUCCUAACGUCGUCAAAAUGGUUUUAAGCACUGAAUGGUCUCAGGUGGAGGUAAUCGAUUUGGUAAAUGAUGGCAAUGGUUUGGGUUUUAUAUUGGUUGGUGGUCGCAGCACUGGCGUUGUCAUUAAGGCCUUAACACCGGGCGGCGUCUCCGAACGUGAUGGGCGUUUACAGUGUGGCGAUCAUCUAUUGCAAAUUGGCGAAGUUAAUUUGCGUGGCUUCAGUUCCGAACAAGUAGCAACGGUUCUUCGUCAGACUGGAGCUCAUGUUCGAUUGAUUGUGGCAAGACCGGUGGAACCGACCGCCACCGAUUAUCAAACGUUGGCUAGUCAUGCGCCAAUUAUUCCAACUAAGCUCCUCUCCGACCCGGAAGAACUGUCGCGUCAUCUAUUUCAAAAUCCCAGUUUUGCAACAAGUGCUACUAGCGUUGGUUUCUUACCAACGCCGGACACUGAGCUAGCUGAUUUGCCACUGCCACCGAUACCGACAGAGCUGUCGUCGACUGCAGCGCGUAUGUGCCCCAGAGACUUGGACAUUGUACCGUUUUCGAUUGUUUCACCACCGCCAUCAGCUCUCCCAUAUCUUUCAUCAUCGAAAAGUGCCGGCACACCUGCAAUGCAUACAAUGACAUCAUUAUCCCUAACCAUGGACCACAUUGAGACUGUGAUAGCUGGCAAUAUUGCUGGCAACCCUAAUGCAGCAAAUGAACUUGAUCGUUGUUCAUCAACAUCUUCCAAUUACAUGGAUUCACCAGAAACAGAAACGUAUGAAGUAAAGUUAUGUAAAAAUGUUUAUGGACUUGGCAUUACUGUGGCGGGUUAUGUAUGCGAGGAAGAAGAUCUCUCUGGCAUAUUUGUGAAGAGCAUAAUUGAAGGUAGUGCCGCCGAAAUGAGUGGGCAGAUACAAAUUAAUGAUCGUAUAGUUGCUGUUGAUGGUAAAACAUUAGCUGGUGUUACAAAUCAUCAAGCGGUUGAAAUCCUUCGCAAUACCGAUAUCGAAGUACAUUUAACGUUAGAACGUUUCUUACGCGGCCGUAAGUUUGAACAUCUACAAGUUGCCUUAACUGAAUUGAAGGGCGAUACUCAAUCGCAAGUAUCUCUACCUGCAUCACCAUCGAUAGCUACACUGUCAUGGCUACCACCAAAAUCUGAUGCCGAUUCCAUUGCCACUGAUGGCGGUACGGCGAUUUUGGAUUAUGGUGAACUGCCAUCUCGGGAUACGGUCGAGUCCAAUAUGUCGAGUAUGUUGGAUCGAAGUGAUCACAGCAAUGUUGGUAGUAAUAAAUUAUUAAAAACACCAACAACACCUGUUGCUAAUGGCAAUGCUACGCAUGUUAAUGGUAACGGCUUGGACAGUGGUAAUGACACUGAUGAAUAUCACCACGAAGUACCGCAUAAGCAACUUAUAAGGCAAUAUAGCACAACAAAGAUGGUAAAAAUUGAAAACGUAACUACCACUGUAUCCGUUACAAUGCCAACAUCUGGGGCAGCGAUGAAGACGAUGACGGCAAUUACUCCGAAAACCCCAACCUUGAGUCCCAGUGUUGAAUCACUUAAGGUGGCUUGGAAAAGUGAGUUUCCCGAAAGUGAAAUUAUUGUAGCCGAAAUAAAUAAACUUUCAGGUCUAGGAAUCAGCCUUGAGGGCACCGUGGACGUAGAGUGUGGCAUUGAGAAGCGUCCACAUCACUAUAUACGUUCCAUACUUGAAGACGGACCAGUGGGACGACAAGGUAUACUUAAACCCGGUGAUGAGCUAUUACAAGUGAAUGAAUACAAGUUACAAGGACUGAAACACAUCGAAGUUGUUAAGAUACUCAAAGAACUGCCAACACAUGUAAAACUGGUUUGUGCGCGCGGCCCAACAGCACCAUCAGUUAUAAAUACUUCACAAAAUCCAGAAGCAUUCGAAACGCGUAGUCUACUACCUGGAGGCCAUCAAAGUCUGCAAAACUUAUUGACAAAAGCGCAAUCGGAAAGUUCACUUUAUACAUCGAGCACUGCCACGUUGACCGAUCAGCAACGAUCUAAAUCAUUGGAAAAUGUAUCUGGGCUAGCGCUUUGGAGUUCUGAUGUUACAACAAUUGAAAUUGAAAAAACUGAACAGGGUUUUGGUUUCUCCAUAUUGGACUAUCAAGAUCCAUUAGAUCCCGAGGGAAGUGUUAUUGUGAUACGCGGACUUAUACGCGGUGGUUCUGCGGAAACAACUAAUGAAAUAUAUCCCGGCGAUCGUUUGGUUAGUGUUGGCGAGCAUAGUUUAAAUGGGCUAGAUUUGGAUGAAGCCGUUGCAAUACUUAAGGGCAUGCCUUUAGGAUUAACUAAAUUAGGCAUAUGUCGACCACUUUCAUCAUCAGAUAGCAAUAUAGCAUCACCUGUAGGAGAAGGCGAUUCGCCGAGCACAUAGCUUUUAAUGGAUUUCUAUUACUUCAUCGCUUUAUCUCGUAUAUAGUCUUGCUUCUAAAGAAAUCAACUAUAAUUAUUAAGCAUAUACCGGAACUGACAAAAUUGUACA